AUGUUCUCGCCCAGUGAAACUCAACAUAUGAUUUUAUCGAUAAGUUUACACUUGAUCGGCGUAUUAUGUAGCUUUUGGAUUUGGUAUCUCUUUCCGAAAAAUGUGACUUCUUUAUCCCAUCUCUUUCCACAAAAAUUUUUAUUUUUGAAUCGAUUUCAUUUCCUAGGAAUCAAAAAAAAGAAAUGGAAUUUCGGAAUUCCAAAUCAAAAUUCUUUUUUUAAUUUCCUUGGUUUUUUCUCGAUUUUUCGUUUUUAUAAAUGA
Molecule: messenger RNA, 261 nt
Organism: Dracunculus medinensis (Guinea worm)
Lineage: Eukaryota; Metazoa; Nematoda; Chromadorea; Rhabditida; Dracunculidae
Source: the annotation of a GenBank genome assembly